This is a messenger RNA of Schistosoma turkestanicum, 1919 nucleotides long. The record is from the annotation of a GenBank genome assembly. NCBI's taxonomy places the organism in Eukaryota, Metazoa, Platyhelminthes, Trematoda, Strigeidida, Schistosomatidae.
UCUUUCGUGAGUGUCAAGAGUGUAACGCAUUCAAAAUCUUACGCUACCAAAUUCGAGUUCAGAUUAUCAGUUUGCCUUGUUCUCAUACAUGUGUUGUUUCUGAUUGAUUUCGUAGUUAAAUAUCAAUGAAGCGUCCCCUAAAAGCUAUACAACCCACUAAUGAUGAAGAGGACGAUUCAGGAAACUUUAAGAAAGUAAUCUGCAAAGGUAAAGCACCAGUCGAUGUUGCAUGUGUCGCUAAAGUCAAUUCAGCUUAUGUUUAUUAUGAAGGUGAUGAUAUUUACGACGUUAUGUUAAAUCAAACUAAUGUCCAAAAUAAUAACAAUAAAUAUUACAUCAUACAGCUCUUAAAAGACGAAAGUAUAAGCAAUUAUUCAGUUUGGUUUCGCUGGGGCCGAGUUGGUAAACCUGGCCAAAAUAAACUCGAAAGUUUUGGUGGUAAUUUACAGGCUGCUAAGGAUUGUUUUGAAAAAAAAUUUUUUGACAAAACACUAAAUCAAUGGGGAGAAAGGAUGAAGUUCAUAAAACAUAAGGGGAAAUAUGAUAUGGUUGAAAUUGAUUAUGGCGUACAGGAUAAAAAAGCAAUCACAAAGAAGAAGAAAGUUAAAGAAGUUAAAUCACGACUCCCUGUUGCACUUCAGGCGCUCAUAAAAUUGAUAUGUGAUUUUACUAAUAUGGAACAUGCCAUGACAGAACUAAAAUAUGAUUCACGUCGUGCUCCUCUAGGAAAACUUAGUCAAUCACAAAUUCGUGCAGGUUACACAGCAUUGGAUACUAUAUCGAAAAUGAUUAGUGCUUUGUCAGAUUUAAGUCAAAAUGGUGAUACAGCAACAGAAACUAAAUCAAGAGGCCGAGGAAAACGUGUCGUCAAAUCGAAUGCAGGUGAUAAACGUAAAUUUGAAGAACAAUUACUGUUGGCCUGUAAUGAUUUCUAUACACGAAUUCCUCAUGAUUUUGGUAUGCGUAUACCACCAGUUAUUCGUACAAUGCCUGAAGUGAAAGCAAAAAUUGAAUUACUAGAAGCAUUAUCUGAUAUUGAAUUUGCUGUAAAUAUUUUGAAAAAUAAUCAAUCAUCUACUCAAAAUAUCAUUGAUGUCAAUUAUAAACGAUUAAAUUGUGACAUUCAACCUCUACGAUCAACUGAUCCAAUGUAUUCGUUGUUAGCCGAUUACAUGCAUGAAACACAUGGAGUCACUCAUAAUUGGUAUACAUUGGAAAUAUUAGAUGUAUUCGAAUGUCGAAAAUCUGCGGAACAAGAGAAUUUUAAAGAUUACGGAAAUAGGAUGCUUCUUUGGCAUGGAAGUCGUCUAACUAAUUGGGUUGGUAUUUUAGGAAGAGGUUUACAAAUUGCUCCACCUGAAGCUCCAUGUAAUGGAUACAUGUUUGGUAAAGGUGUAUAUUUUGCUGAUUGUUCAACGAAAUCAGCUAAUUAUGUUUAUCCAACUCAAGCUAACAAUGUUGGACUUAUGAUUGUUUGUGAGGUGUCAUUAGGCAAACAACGAGAAUUAUAUCAAUCAUGUUCUAAUGCACAUGAAAAUCUCACUGAUUAUCACAGUGUAAAAGGUUUAGGCAAAUGGCGAACAAAUCCUGAAACAUGGAAAACUUUAGACGAUGGUGUUAUAGUACCAUGUGGAAAAUUAAUUCAAGCACCUGAAACUGAAGCAAAUAAAUGUGUCUUACAAUUCAAUGAAUAUAUUGUUUAUCGGGUCAAUCAAAUUCGUCUACGUUAUUUGGUAAAAGUCAAAUUUAAUUUUAAUCACUAAACUCUACUAUCUCGUUCUCUUCUCUCUCCUCUCUAUGUCAACAAAGAUUUCUAUAUGUGUUACUGUUACUGUUAUUGUUUUAUUUAUAACCGAAUUUUGAUAUAACUAUUUUUGAUAAUAAUUAUUUUUUUUUUGACAAUUAUAUUUUAUUUUUUU